AUGGCUAAUCCUGCCAGCAGGAGCGUGCAUUAUCCCAUUGCUGGGGGAGGUUCUCCGGCCCCUCCAGGCACUGGGGUCACUGUGGGUGUCUCCGGCCCCUUCACCCUCCCUGCGGGCAGCCCAGGAGCCCCCGCCGCUGGCCCUGCUCCCCUCCCUUUGGGAAGCGAGCCCCCAGAAAGCCUGGGAAUUAUGGAACGCCCCGGGAGCCAUGCAAAGGCUGUGUGGGCUCCUUUGAACUCUCCUGAGCAGCUUAUGGCCCCCGGGCGUUACGGUGGGCACGCAGCCCGGCACCCGCUCCCAUUAUCGCCCGGAUCUGCCCCUUGGCCGUGGGCUGGGUGCGUGCCCCUGGGACCCCCGCCUGCCGGCUCGCUGCCAUGUGUUUGUUUCUUCUUGUCUCUUCCAGUUUGGCUCUGCGGGAAACUCUCACUCCACAUCCUCCGUGCCCUGGUCCCGGCUCCUCGGCCAGAUCUCCUGCCGGCAGCACUCGUGGUUGGAACUGCAGCCACCGUCACAGGCAGGAGGGUUGUGCUGGCGGAGGGGGACACGCGCUGCUGCCUGCUGCGGGCACGGGAGCUGCUGGAGAAGAUGGCUUCUGGGGGAGGCAGGAUGAAACAAAAGGCUGGAAGGUCCCAGGCCCUCUCUUCCCCCGGCAGCCUUUCUGCGGCACUUGUCCUCCUUGCCACCUCUCUUUGGGCCUUGAACCUUUCCUGAAGCCAAGCACCGGCAUGCUGUGGCAGUCGUGGCAGCAGUUGUGAGGACGGUGCUGCCCAGCACCAGUGUCACUAAUGCACACGCAGGAGUCGGAGCCGGUCUGCAGCUUGGCAUCAGCCUGCAUAAGGGGUGAGCUGCGUGUGUGCCGGCGCUAGCAGCACUUGAAUUUGAGCCUGUCUGAAUUUGAGGCUUGAUUUUCUCUCACCCCUGCUCCUUUACUUUGUAACUAAUGACAAAUCAAGUCCAUUCAUUAAGAGGAGGAAUCUGAUCCUGCAAUUGAGGAAAGAUCGCUUCUGAGCUAUUCUUAGCUCACUAAGGAGUUGCGUUAAGAGGCAGAUUUUGUUUUCACAGCCCACCUGGCAGCUGAGAGUGCUCUUGUCAGAGGCUCUGCUCCUGCCCUGUGCUUCGGAUCCAGGCACAUGGCAGGGAGAUCACAGGGAGCCGCCUCCUGGCAUCCCUGAAAUUGUUUCUGUUAUCGGAUGGGAAGAACUGAGCAGUGCAGAAAGGAAGGAUUUGCCUUGUGCCACCGAUAACGCUAUUGUUAAUUACUGUGAUAGCACCAAGACGGCCUGCCGUGGCGGAAGGGCUGGAUAAUGCCCACAGAGAGCCCGACCCUUUCCUUGCAGUUCUGCAGUUAAACGCAGGCAGCAGCGAGGGCUGGACUUGGGGUCACAAGAGCCAUUUGGCAGAAGGGGCAACACAGGAAUUUGCGCCCAGGGUCACGCCUGGCAGUCGGCGGCACUGGCAAAAAGGAAAACGUUAACUCUGGUGUUGGCCGUCUCGGGCUGCCGGAG
Messenger RNA from Harpia harpyja (harpy eagle), 1505 nucleotides. RefSeq lists its product as uncharacterized. NCBI's taxonomy places the organism in Eukaryota, Metazoa, Chordata, Aves, Accipitriformes, Accipitridae. Bases 1 to 711 code for a protein of 236 amino acids. The record is from RefSeq and is a predicted model, not a curated record. The transcript has 4 exons.